AACACUAAUACACCUCAUUUUCCAUGAAUAAAUAGUUAGUAGCUAUAAUAAAAGUGAAAAGCAGUGAUGGUUAAUAUAUAGAGUCCAACGCAGUAAAAGUGUACAACACUACGACGUCCGCUUGCUCCAGAAUGGUUUGCCUCUGUAGUUGGUUUGUUUGGUCAACCAUUCUCAUACCAGCAGCAGCAGCAGCUUUGAUUCUGUUCCACCGGAGAAAAUCCAGGCCACCAGGACCACCAGGAUGGCCUAUCUUUGGGAACAUUUUCGAUCUUGGAUCCGUACCUCAUCGGACUUUGUACAAUCUCCGAUUGAAGUACGGACCAGUAAUUUGGUUAAAACUGGGGUCCAUGAACACCAUGGUGGUUCAAUCAGCAGCAGCAGCUGCAGAGCUAUUCAAGAAUCAUGACCAAGCAUUCUGCGACCGCAAGUGUUUUGUCGCACUCACAGCUCAUAAUUACAACCAAGGAUCACUUGGAGUUUGCCAGUUUGGCCCUCACUGGCGUCUCCUUCGACGUCUAUGCACCAUGGAGUUACUAGGCACCAAAAGAAUCAACGAGACUGCUCAUCUCAGGCGAAAGUGCGUCGACAACUUGAUACGAAACAUCGAAGAGGACGCAGCAGCAGCGCGAGCACGAGGAGAAACAGGGGAGGUGAAUUUGGCUCACUCCUUAUUUCUCAUGUCGUUUAAUCUGAUUGGCAACCUUGUGCUUUCACGCGAUCUUUUCAGCUCAUCGUCGAAAGGAGGACAUGAUUUCUUUGUUGCAAUGAACGCGUUCAUGGAGUGUGCUGUGAAGCCGAAUUUGUCAGAUUUCCUACCAUUCCUGAAACGGCUGGAUCCACAGGGGAUCAUGAAAAAUAUGGAACAACAUUUGGGACGAGCCGUAAACAUGGUAGAACGGUUUGUUGAGGAAAGGAUGGAGGAAUACAAAUCAGGUAGAGAGAAUAAGAAGCAGGAUUUCUUGGAUGUGCUGCUGGAGAAUGGAGGAGAUGGAAAAGAUAAGAUCUCCGGUCACAGCCUCGUCAUACUUGUACUGGAAAUGUUUUUCGCUGGGUCGGAGACUACAAGUAGUGUGGUCGAAUGGGCAAUGACACAUCUACUAUGCAAGCCGGAAUCAAUGAAGAGAGUCAAAACAGAGGUCCUGCAAGUUGUUGGACCAAAUAGAAAGGUUGAGGAGAAAGACAUGGAUGAACUGCCAUAUUUGCAGGCAGUAAUCAAGGAAACACUAAGGCUGCAUCCUGCAAUUCCAUUGCUGAUUCCACGAAGUUGCAGAGAAGACACCAGUUAUAUGGGUUAUCAAAUACCGAAAGAUACAGCGGUAUUUGUCAAUGCAUGGGCAAUCGGAAGAGACCCGGAUUGUUGGGAGGAUCCACUGUGUUUCAAGCCGGAGAGAUUCUUAGGUUCCAAAAUUGAUUACAAGGGACAGAAUUUUGAGCUGAUUCCAUUUGGGUCAGGAAGAAGAAUAUGUGUUGGCAUGUCAUUAGCUCAACAGGAAAUUCAACUCGCUCUGGCAUCGUUGCUUCACUGUUUUGACUGGGAGCUCGGCACCAAUUUGAGUCCAGAAUCAGUGGACAUGAGUGAAUGGUCAGGGUUGGCUGCGAGAAAAUUCAUUCCCUUGAAGCUAAUACCAAAGAAACGAAUCAUGUGAAGACAAAAACUAUGAUUGUCGAGUAAUUGCCAAUAAAAUGAUUGUGUGGCCUACCCAACUCUUUAUCUGAAGAAAGCUAUGAUAGCUCAGUAAAUCAAUGGAACUUUCAAAAUCAAUGAAAUUUAUAGGUGAUAAUAGUAAAGAUCCUAGCAGAUCCCAGUUAUUCCA
Molecule: messenger RNA, 1814 nt
Organism: Tripterygium wilfordii
Lineage: Eukaryota; Viridiplantae; Streptophyta; Magnoliopsida; Celastrales; Celastraceae
Product: iridoid oxidase-like
Exons: 2
Coding region: 132-1646 (504 amino acids)
Molecular function (GO): monooxygenase activity; oxidoreductase activity, acting on paired donors, with incorporation or reduction of molecular oxygen; heme binding
Source: RefSeq, a predicted model, not a curated record